UCAGGACGACGUCAUAAAUGGCCGACAUACUGUGUCGUUGAUCCAGUGUGAUUGAAGUAAGAAUUUCGAUGCUACCAUGUGUGUGAGGUUUAAGUUCAGCGAGACGGUACGGGAGCGUCUCGGCAUCGUCACCGGCGUCUUACACCUUCUGCUGGCUUUGUUCGGACUGACGUUGAUUUGUUUCUCUAUCUACAUGAAGGUUCGGAUUGAAAGCAAGAUGCUUUUGUUGGAGAAUUACAGUUCGGACACGCUCCCGUAUUUUCUCAUUUCUGUUGGCUGUUUAAUGUUCGUUAUCCAUUCGUUCGGCACCAAGAUUUCUUUCGACUGCGCCUCAGUGGAAACCCGUCAACGCUUUCGUAAUGUAUUUGUCUGUUUCUUUGUCACCCUCUGCGUCCUCAGCCUGUUUGUGAUGGCUGCAGGGUGCAUGUGCUUCGCCCACAGAGGUAUCAUCCAAACCUCGCUCCACCAAGGUCUGUACACUGCGUUGAAGAUGUACAAGAGCGACCAGGGAAUCAAGGCGGCGGUGGACAGACUACAGCUGGACUUCCGGUGUUGCGGCAGCAAGAUUUACAGCGACUGGUUCCACGUCAGCUGGGUCAGCAACAAAUACCUCAACACCGAACACGAAAAUGUCAUAAAAUAUGAUUUGGAAACACACCAGAAGCUAAGGCACUUCAUCCAUCAGUCAUUGAGGAACCUGCGAGACGGCGAGCUCAUCACCGACAGCGUGCCUUUCAGCUGCUGCAGUGUCAUGUCACCCCGCCCGUGUAUACACAACCACGUGAACGACAGCAAGAUUCACAAGCACUACAGUGACGUCACGCUCUACAAACACGGAUGCACGAGCGUCCUCGGGGACUAUUUCUCUGACACAGUGCUGACACCGGCGGCCAACACAGUUUUCGUCACAUUUGGUGUUGAGCUGUUGGUCAUCAUCCUGUUCCGCCACCUGCAGACCUCCAUCAUCAGCGCCUGGGAGGAGGGAGAUGAGGCUGGUCCGGGGGACGCCUUCUGUAUCGACGGCUGUUCCAUCCUGUGUUGUGAUGGAGGUGACCCCAACAGAUACCUCAGAAAACGGGACAGGGAUGCGGAGCUGGCUGAGGAUUAUGAUACUGGAAGCGGGGGCGGGGCAGGAGGGGCGGGGGAACUAGGAGGAUCUGCCGGCGGAGAGGACAGUCACGAUGGCGGAAAGGACUCGCCUGAGAGAAAAAAGAAAGAUAAAAAAACCAAAGGCAAAGAGAAACAGAAAUCAGAAAAAAAGAAAGAUGGAAAAAGUAAGAAAAAGGGUAAAGACAGUCCUAAGAAAAACUCCAGUCCCAAAUCUGCCAAAAAAGGUUCAAAGAAGCCCAGCCCAAAAUCCAAAGGGGGGUUUAGAGGUAAAGCACGAGGAAGGCGAUAAGUGUUGACCUGUGGAUACGUUAGCAACUAUCCCCAAGGAGGAGAUGCAGCAUGUAGCCAGUGUCUUCACCGUCAUGUUAGGAAUAACCAGACUGUGUCACUACUGUCACAACAAUGCAUGCUUGGAAUACAGAUGUCACCAUUGUCACAACAAUGCAUGCUUGGAAUACAGAUGUCACCAUUGUCACAACAAUGCAUGCUUGGAAUACAGAUGUCACCAUUGUCACAACAAUGCAUGCUUGGAAUACAGAUGUCACCAUUGUCACAACAAUGCAUGCUUGGAAUACAGAUGUCACCAUUGUCACAACAAUGCAUGCUUGGAAUACAGAUGUCACUACUGUCACAACAAUGCAUGCUUGGAAUACAGAAGUCACUACUGUCACAACAAUGCAUGCUUGGAAUACAGAUGUCACUACUGUCACAACAAUGCAUGCUUGGAAUACAGAUGUCACUACUGUCACAACAAUGCAUGCUU
Haliotis rubra (blacklip abalone) is the source of this 1873-nucleotide messenger RNA. Its product is annotated as photoreceptor outer segment membrane glycoprotein 2-like. Gene Ontology annotation, biological process: visual perception. NCBI's taxonomy places the organism in Eukaryota, Metazoa, Mollusca, Gastropoda, Lepetellida, Haliotidae. The transcript is spliced from 5 exons. The record is from RefSeq and is a predicted model, not a curated record. The coding region runs from base 77 to 1399 and encodes 440 amino acids. Gene Ontology annotation, cellular component: membrane.